CAGUAUCCCUCCUGCCCCAGAUGUUUCCGAAGGUUAUAAGGGAAAUGGAAAGUACGAACCUCUGAAAGAACAUAAGGUAGAUGUUGAUGAAGUAGACCACCCUGGACAAAAGUCCAAGUUUGAGGCAAAAUCUCACACACAGACCCAGCAAGACCAUCUCAAGAAUCUGACCAAAACUUUUUUAGCCCAUGAAUGGAUCCCUCGAGUGGUGUUUGGUGUGGUUCAGGUUAGGAAAGUUCGUCUUCUAGCAUUGCUGAGUGGGUUAAAGCUUGAAGGAGAACUUAGUGGGCUUCAUACCAGCCUGACGCAGAAGGAGAAGGCUAGAGCUUCGAGAAAAUGGAGUGAAUCAUCUCUAACAGGUCAGCUUGGGCAGACUCUGCUGGCACUGUUGGAAGGACUUCCUCCAAAUCAGCAGACUGUUGUGAAAAUGUCUGUGGGAAAAUCACAAGCCCUGUGUUCCAGUCAGAGUAAGAAAGGAAAAGACAGAAACUCAGCAUUGCUGACUAUUGGCCCUGUUCAUAUAAACAUACCACAGCAUCCUGUAGCUCUUCACGGCAUGGUCACUCGAAGCAGUAGACAGCUGUCCACAACAUUACAGGAACUAAGGUCCUCCCGUCAGUCCUCUAGGAUCAACCGUCACGCGGAGGACUAUGGUACUGGGGUGAUUUCUCAUUCUCCACAGCCUCAGGUUGAUACUUACCGUAAUUACAGGACAGCUGCUCCAGAGCACCACUUAAUCCACCCUAUCAUUAUACAGUUCAGCAUCAUUGUUGAUAGCCUUACUGUGGGUGCGGCUCUUCUGCCCUCCCUUCAGGCUCAGUACCAGAUGGGACAGGUCAUCAGUAUGGGAGUUACUGGAAGUAAAGCCAAAUUUACCAUAGACCUGCCACAACACACACUGAGCUUCAGUACCAAGGUCCCACCAUCUGAAGCUAACCUACCGUCUUCAGCCUGUAUUGAUCUUCCUCCAGUACACAUAUCAGCGGAGUACAUCCAAGACUCAGCCACUUCGGCUACAACAAAGAUGGAUUCAUUUACAGAUGGAGUAGUGCUACGUCAGGGUAGUUAUGUGAGUGCUAUGGCAGAAAUAGGAACCUUCGAACAUAGCUUAACCACAGAUCUGUUAAACCAUCUCUUGUUAGCCCAGAAAGUUUUCAUGAAGGAAGUUAAUGAAGUUGUACAGAAGAUGUCUGGAACAGAUAAACCUGUGCCUAUUUUGAUAGAGGAAGAAAAGACUCCCGAGUCCCAGAUGCGACGUCUGCUUUUCUCCCUUCAGCUAAGACUUAAAGGUAUACAAAUCACAGCAACUACUCCAACCAGCAGUGCUGUGAGACUUGAAACUGGCACAGUAGAAUUACAACUGUCGAAUCGUGUCCAGAACCUCUCUGCUGGAGGGACUAGUGGAGGUGGAUACAUGAAACUGUUUGGUAAAGCCCAAGUAGAUCUGAAUUUGGCUCUAGGGCAACUUAUCAAGAAUGCGUUAUUUGAAGAAGCAGAACCAGAAUUUCAACAGUUUGCAUAUUUUAAAACAAGGAUUUGUAUGAGAAAUGCUCUUCAGGAUGAAAUGAUUUCUAGCCAAGCUGAAGAUAAAGAAGCAGUACUGAUUACAUUAAACAGGCCUCUUAUUUAUAUCCAACCUAUUGCUUUGGAUAAAGCUGUUCUGGUGUGGCUAAACUACAAGAAUGCUUAUGAGUAUUGGACUGAACAGAGAGCCAGUUUAAAUAAAGAGGUAUUAACUGCUACACAACAGGUGUUUGAAAAAGUGCCUCAGAUAUCCCAACUCAGCACUCAAAGUCUUGGGACGCUCUUCUUACAGCUGACAGUAGAUGACAUGGGAAUCUGUGUACCCCUUAACACUUACUCAGGGAGCACAAGUGGAACCAGCAAGCUUUAUGACACAGAACUGAAGGCCGCAGUUGUUGUCACUUUAGAAAGUACUAGAAUAUCAGCCUGCUCCUGUGGAUCUUUGGUCAGCAAGGGAAGGUUCUCAGCACUUUGUAUUCGAUUUGCUGAAGACUUUGAAACCUUUCUGGAUGAAUGGAAACCAGAUCCAAAUGAUACCAGUAUCAUGAACCUGUGUGUUGUUUCAGAAGGAACCUAUGAAGUUUGUUCAAGAACCAUUGCUCCUCAAGGAAACAGCAAUGCCAAGUGGAUCUUGAAUGUUCAGUGGCAGAUGGAAGGUGUUGACAUUCAUGUUGACACCAGCAUUGGAAAGGAACUUUCUGCUCUAUUUAAGACUCUGACAGCACUGACAGGAGAAGAAGAAGAGACUGAUGAGGUUGAUCAUGAUAGCAUGAAGGGAGGACAAGACAGCAGUCACAUUAGUUCUGUACAGGAGCCAGUAGUAAUACGAAAAGGAAGCAUUUUAACAGAAGCUUUGCCAUCUUUCUUAUUGGAUCCAAACAUGGAUGCCAAAAAGCGGUCCAGAUUGAUUGAGAAGGAGAUGAAUGAACAAGCUAAGAUUAUCAAUGAUCUCAGGUUGCUUGGUGCAAGCCAGAACACCAUCCAGCACGAAAUGAGACGGCUACAGGAGCUGGAAGCUGCUGUGUUCAACGAUUUUCGUAGAGACUGGAUCAAGAAACUGAGGAAACAAAGUGUAAAACAAGCAAGCUCUAUCAAAGACAAGCUGGGAUUAGGCACUCGUACUAGUGGCACGCCUGUCCAACCUUUAUCCUUGAUCUUGCCUGAAGAGGCUGGUAAGAAAAAGGUACUGAACACGUUACCCUCCCCCAGCAGUUUGGACAGUUCUCCUACUCAUUCCCAUAUAAGAACUGCAUCCCUAGACAUGUCUGAUCUCAGUGUACCAGAGAAAGCCAUCGUUCACAAAGAGCUUUCUUUGGACAGUGUAUUUUCUCCAAGUUUGUCAGCUGAAGAUGAGCUGUAUAGCAACACUCCUACACCAUCUCCAACUGGAGAUAAUUCACCAUUGCCAUUGCCUAAAACUCUGUCUUCUCCACAUGCAAUAAGAAGAUCUCUUCAUGCAAUUCCUAAAAUAGAUGGCCAGUCACAAGUUUCAAAGUCACCUGGGGACACCAAAAAGACAGGAUAUGCUACUCCUGGGGCAACUAGUAGUGGUGUGAGCUCCUUUAAGCAGCCUCCAGUGGAACCAAAUAUCGACUUUGAGCUGGACAUACAGGUGUUUUUUAACAGUGGCAAAUGUGUGUUGCACACUAAGGAUCCAUCCAAAGAAGAUGAAGCAGUUUUAAGGAGAUCCAUGCAGAAAGAAAGAAGUAUUUCAGGGGGACUGCUAGACAUUUCAUCUCCUAGUCAUAGUAAGCGAAGGAGUGGAGGAAGAAGCAAUAUUUACUCUUCACGUCAAAGGUACCAGAACAUUCCAGCUGUUGGUCAAAUUGCUGACUUCACUGUACUGUUGAUACCUGGUUUGGAUAUCAAGGUAGGUUAUCAGUACCUUCUUUUCAUUAUAG
Molecule: messenger RNA, 3425 nt
Organism: Limulus polyphemus (Atlantic horseshoe crab)
Lineage: Eukaryota; Metazoa; Arthropoda; Merostomata; Xiphosura; Limulidae
Exons: 23
Biological process (GO): synaptic vesicle endocytosis
Source: RefSeq, a predicted model, not a curated record